Messenger RNA from Puntigrus tetrazona (Sumatra barb), 3190 nucleotides. RefSeq names its product solute carrier family 16 member 9b (gene slc16a9b). The transcript has 6 exons. Gene Ontology annotation, molecular function: monocarboxylic acid transmembrane transporter activity. The record is from RefSeq and is a predicted model, not a curated record. Gene Ontology annotation, biological process: transmembrane transport; monocarboxylic acid transport. Lineage: Eukaryota; Metazoa; Chordata; Actinopteri; Cypriniformes; Cyprinidae. The coding region runs from base 688 to 2154 and encodes 488 amino acids.
AGCGAGCGGAUGAUCCCGGUAACACGUGUCAGAGCUGUAUUGUCAUCAUCAACCGGUUUGGACUGGAACUGCAACUCAGUCACGGGCAAAGAGAGAUGCACGUGGCAUCUGUUUACAGUGUAAUUUACAGUAAAGAAUAAAUUUAAACAGAAGCAGUCAAAUUAAUCGAAUGCCAUAAACGCGGUUUUGUCCGCGUCGCCGAAAACUACCCAGCACGAAAAAAAAGACCCAUCCGCCGCGCAAAGAGGAUGGUACCUUUACAUGCAUAUUAAUGGACUUUACGUUUUCAGCAGUCUUCGAAAAGUCUUUUAAGCGUGGACGGGAAAUGAUCGAUGCUGGGGUGACACUGCAGGCAGGUUUCGUCCGUUGUCAUGAGAAAGGAAGUUAGAGGAGCAUCGAAAUGUGAAGCUGGACCAGCGAGAACAGCUUCAAACCGGUUUAAACGCCUGGCAACAAAAGCCGGAGCUCGUGCAGAACACAUCGCACAAUGAUGAAGGACAGACCGGGAUGUUUCAGCUCAACACAAUCAUCCGUAUAGAUCACAGUGGGCAUUUCACAUUAUGACACGAUGACAAGACAUUUCAAAUCAUAACGCAGGAUUGUCCAAAGAGCCAGUUCGACAUCCUGAACUGAAUUUACCACGGAAAUCAUCACCAUUUCCCGGUCGGUGAGGUACCCGGUGUAAACAUGAGCGCCCUGAACACGAAGCAGGCGCCGGACGGAGGAUGGGGUUGGGCCAUUGUAGUUGCCUCUUUCAUGGGUCAGCUUCUGGCCUACGGUUCGCCUCAGUCCGUGGGGGUGCUUUACCCUGAAUGGUUAAACACCUUCCAUGACAGCAAAGGCAUGACAGCGUGGGUCGGUUCUCUGGUGUCUGGGGUCGGUCUCAUCGCUAGUCCCAUCUGCAGUGCCUGCGUCGUGAACUUUGGGGCCAGACCUGUGACCAUCUUCAGUGGGGUCAUGGUCUCUGGAGGACUUAUGCUUAGCGCUUUUGCACCCAAUGUUCAGUUUCUCAUCUUUUCCUAUGGGAUUGUUGUUGGACUAGGCUGUGGACUUGUUUAUGCUGCUACUGUAACCAUUACAUGCCAGUAUUUUGACAAGAGACGUGGUCUUGCUCUUGGCAUCGUUACAACAGGUACGAGUAUUGGAGGUUUCCUCUACGCUACUGUCCAGAACGAGUUCAUUGCACUGUUUGGACUCGACGGUUGUCUUCUGCUCAUCGGCUGCUUUGCACUGAACAUCAUCGCCUGUGCCGGACUCAUGAGACCGCUGCACCUGCCGGCCUACUACCUGAAACAGAGAGCAGCGCUGGCUGAGAAGGCAGAGGAGAAGGUUCUGGAAAUGACCCCCGUCGUGGAAGACCCAAUCAAAAAGAAUCAGUCCGUCAACGUACUAAUCACAGGGGAGACGAAAGAGCCUCCACCGUACGAGAAGAGCCUCGUGAGCUACGCGGCGUUGGUGCGCCUCGUGAAGAAGAAGCAGAAGGAGUACUCUGAAUACUUGCACUCGACGGCAGAGCUGCUUCAGAACGGGGUCUUCCUGGCCACCUGCGUGUCUUUGUUCGCCUAUUGCUUGGGAGCGUACACUCCACUUCUCUUCCUGGAGGAUUUGGCCCAGACCGAGGGUUUGAUCAGUGGCAUCAGCACCAUCCCGUUGGUCUCCAUCAUGUCCAUUGCUGCUGGCGUGGGAAAGCUGCUGCUGGGCGUCACGAUGGAUAUCCGCUGGAUGAACAGCAUCUUUCUGUACACCUUCACUCUGCUGGGAACAGGGGUGGCUCUUCUCAUAAUCCCCGUCACCAAGAACUACGCUGGGCUGCAGGUCAUCUCAGCGCUGCUGGGGUUUUUUUCUGGAAACUGGUCCGUCAUACCCUACUUGACCACUAAGGUUGUGGGAAUGGAUCGUCUGACUGAAGCAUACGGGAUCUUGAUGUUCUUUGGUGGAUUUAGUAUAAUGCUCGGACCUCCAGUCGCAGGCUGGAUUUAUGACUGGAUGCACUCGUACGACCUGGCGUUCUACUUCAGCGGGAGUUUCGUGCUGCUGGGAGGAGCUGGCCUUUUCCUCGCCGCCGUGUGCUGUAAGAACAACAACCCACAGGAAACCAACACGCCAGACGCAGAAUGCAUUACCGACUAUGACAAAGUGGCAACUGUUGCCUGAAGCACGACUACAAGAUUAACUGCUGCUCAGCAGAAAACUUCCCACACUCUGUAAUUAAAAAAUAGCUGAAGCGUACCUUACACUGAACAUGUCAGACCAGUGUUUUCACUCAGCACGUUACACUGAAGAAUUAAGGAAUAAAGGACCGUCCUUUAGCUUGCUAUCGGUGGCCUUGUUUUAGGAGGCUCCGGUUCCGCAUACACAAUUCCUAGCGUUCCUUUUAGAUUUGUUUACUACACGGACGGUACCGAGACGUACGGAGAUGGUGGAGUCCUCAGUGCCAUGUGUCAUCAGUCUUAGAGAAACUUUUUUCGAAAAAAAUCUCACGUUUUAUGAGAUGGCUGUAUUUAUUUUACUUUUUUUUUUUUUUGUAGAAGACACUACACCGCAAAUAAAUGUCAUUUUUGUAAUGGUUUGGGAAUCUGAGAACCAUUCUGCAGUAUUUGGACGGGUGAUAAUGUCUUGUGUUGUACCAAAGUUUCGGUUGUUGUUGGUUUAUUUAUUGUAUUUGAUUUGUCUGUGAAAGCUGUUGGUGAGGUUCAAGCAGACAGCACUAGACUAAUUGUGCUUUCAUGUUCAUGCCUUGUUUUCUAUGCCUUGUUAUGAAAAAUGUUGGAUUUUCUUAGUGAUACAGACUGUAGUCUGUAGCUGAUUUAAAACCACAUGCUAUAAAGCAAUAUGUAUCUUUGAAAUUGCUGUCAGGUUAUUUUUUAUAGCAUCUUUUCAUUUCUUUGUGUACUUUUUGAAAUACCGGCUUAUAUUGAGUGUUUUACACGUUUUGCUGUAGAUUGUGUAUGUUUGUAUUUGUACCGCUUUCCGUUUGUUUCACUUUUUAAAACCUUUGCAAGACAUUAUUACUUGAAAUACGUUUUUAUUAUAUUAAUAUUCAAAAGUGAAAAGUGGAAUGGGACACUUUAAAACGCAAGUCUGCACUUGUUCCAUCACAGGAAAGUUUUUGGUUUAAUCCUACUUUUUUUGUCUCUUUUAUUUGCAUUUGUAUGUUUUUUUAUUUAUUAUUAAAAUUUCACUGGCAUAA